CUCCCCCGACAAUAUUUGUUUCUCCUCUGGUCAGGACCAGAAAGAAGGAAACGCUUGCUACGUUAGCCAGUUUAUCCCAAACCAAAACCGUUUUUGUAGCUACAGUGAGCACUGACUUGACAAGCAAGGGACAACAUUGGUUGAGGAUUCCAUAAACAACUUGAGACAUUUGCUAGUAUAAUAUCUCCUUUAUACUGCUACAACAUAAUCUACAGUGAUGCCAUCCGAUAGACCAUUCAAACAAAGAAGGUCAUUCGCUGAUCGUUGCAAAGAAGUGCAUCAAAUCCGUGACCAGCACCCCAACAAAAUCCCAGUAAUCAUUGAGCGGUAUAAGGGAGAGAAGCAGCUGCCUGUGUUGGACAAGACAAAGUUUCUUGUCCCAGACCAUGUCAACAUGAGCGAGUUAGUGAAAAUAAUCAGGCGCCGGCUGCAGCUCAACCCCACGCAGGCCUUCUUCCUCCUGGUCAACCAGCACAGCAUGGUGAGCGUCUCCACGCCCAUCUCCGAGAUCUACGAGCAGGAGCACGACGAGGACGGCUUUCUCUACAUGGUUUACGCCUCUCAGGAGACCUUUGGCUGCUAGGGAGAGAGGGAAGUCUGGUCAAAGAGAGAAGGGUGAGAUAGAGGGAGGCACGGGGGUACAGAGGCGAGGUUGGGUAGAGUUAGGUCUCACCCAGCUGUGUUUUUUUUCUGUCUUGCCCCCCCCUGGAUAAUUUGAGUUCCCUUAAGGGUAAUUAAACAGACAACACCACGUCUUUUCAUGACACUAGUAGUUAAACAGGAACGCUAUGUGCAACAUCCCCUUCCUCUUUCCCCCCCCUUAUUAAAACUACCAUCCCCGGUGGAAGUACAUUUAUAUUAGUCUUUUUUUCUUUAGCCAUAGGCUAGUGAUCUUGGCCCCUUUGGUUUUGAUUUUAUAGUUUAUUAUUUUAUCUCUAACUGGGACCUGGUUUUUCAGAUAGAGUAGAACUUUGUUAGUGUUUUGUUUUUAGGUUUUCAUUGUCUGUGUUUUAUAACAUACCUUUCUACUUAAGUGGUCAUAGGUGUUAUUGCCUAAACCAAUGGUUUGUGUCUUGAGUUUUCCCCAAUAUUGACACAGCUUACCCACCGGUACAUGUGUCUAUUUGCCAACAGUGGAAGUGAAUUAACUACACAACAAGACAUGCAAUUGCUCUACCAUAGGCUAAGCCUAAAUCUGCUAGAGCAUAGGGUAAUUUAGGUUGUUCUCCGCUCUCUCUCCAUUUUCAAGUACUGUUUUAAUAAUCAAUCAGAUGAAUCAAAUGAGUUUGUGUGUCACCUUUGAAUGGUAAGUAGUCUUUGAUAGCUGACUGGCUCCAUGAGCAAGAUGACCAUCCGUACAGUCAUAUAACAGGUAAUGUUGGGAAUGUGUGUUGUGAUAUAGGCUAGUGCUUAGAAUUGAGUAGUGGAAACUGAUGUAUAACGUAGAAAUAAAUACGCUUCUUUGCACAUAUACGUUUAUACUAUUAUAAUAAGUAUUGAAUAGAAAUAAAUGACUGUAUAACACCUUUUAUUCUUUUUGUAUCUGAUAUUCUGUCCUUUAGAACACUGUUCUGUACGUAUGCCUUUGGUAAAAUGACAUUUGAAACUAUGGGUUUGUGAUGCACUACCUUGCAUGUUUUUCAGUUUAAUUUUUUUAUAUAUAUAGAUUUACGCAAUAGAUAUAAUUAUUUUAAGUUUAUUAAAACAUUUCUUUUUAGAAUUGUUUCCAAACCAAAAACUGAAAUAAGUGUAUAUGUAUGUUUGAAACACAAUUGUGUGUGUAUAAACCAUAAAAAAUUA
Coregonus clupeaformis (lake whitefish) is the source of this 1800-nucleotide messenger RNA. It is a transcript of the gene map1lc3a, whose product is annotated as microtubule-associated protein 1 light chain 3 alpha. NCBI's taxonomy places the organism in Eukaryota, Metazoa, Chordata, Actinopteri, Salmoniformes, Salmonidae. Gene Ontology annotation, molecular function: ubiquitin protein ligase binding. Gene Ontology annotation, biological process: autophagosome assembly; cellular response to nitrogen starvation; macroautophagy. Gene Ontology annotation, cellular component: autophagosome; autophagosome membrane; cytosol. The transcript is spliced from 4 exons. Bases 218 to 583 code for a protein of 121 amino acids. The record is from RefSeq and is a predicted model, not a curated record.